Syngnathus acus (greater pipefish) is the source of this 1953-nucleotide messenger RNA. RefSeq names its product ubiquitin-like 3b (gene ubl3b). The transcript has 6 exons. Gene Ontology annotation, molecular function: protein binding. The record is from RefSeq and is a predicted model, not a curated record. The coding region runs from base 266 to 619 and encodes 117 amino acids. Lineage: Eukaryota; Metazoa; Chordata; Actinopteri; Syngnathiformes; Syngnathidae.
UUACUAUCAGCUGACAUCCGGCGUCUUGCCGACCAUUAGCCGACAAGCUUCACAUUCAGCCUUCUCCAUCUGCACUCGAUAAUUCACCCCGUCAGAAAAGCGUCACUCGAUGAUUCUUCCACGCUGCUGAAUGCGCAUUUUGACCGCCCUCGUCAAAUGCAGGUGAGCUCGACGUCAGGGCUCUGGCCCCGUCUGCUGCAGCUGAAGCAUACCCGUCCUGCCUCCACUCUGCUCCGGCUACACUGCCUUGUCUCUUCGCUGAGCCAUGAGCACUCACCGGGACCUUGACAUGGUGAACCUCCGCCUCAUCCUGGUCAGCGGGAAAACGCAGGACUUCACCUUCUCGCCAAACGACUCGGCCACGGACAUUGCCAAGCACGUGUUUGAAAACUGGCCCACGGGAUGGGAGGAGGAGCGGGUGAGCAGCCCCAGCAUCCUGCGCCUUAUCUUCCAGGGACGCUUCCUUCAUGGCAACGUCACCCUCGGAGCGCUGAAGUUGCCCCCGGGCCGGACCACCGUCAUGCACCUGGUUGCCAGGGAGACGCUUCCGGAGCCCAACUCUCAUGGUCAAAGAAACAGAGAAAAAACCACAGAGAGCAAUUGCUGUCUCCUCUUGUAAGGAAACCACCCUUCCCCUACACCCUCAUAUAAAUGCAUAUAUAUCACACACACACACACAGACACGUCCUCCUCUUGCCGGUCGCCCGUCAGCGGUUGACUAAAUUCACUGGAAAUCUAGUUGAUGUUUUUGUUUCGUCCUGUCAACGGCUUGUUUUUUUUUUUUUUUGUGCCAACUUAUCCACGCAAAACACUUAAGUCCAAACAUUUCAACAUAUCCUCAACAUUUGUGCCCUCACUGAACUGCUGGACACACACACACACAAACACACACACCUGAAUAGAUUCCGUGGAUGGAUACUCGGCUCUGACUGAACGCUGUUAACCCCAUAAUGCACUUAACCAGUUUAAUGGCAAGUGUGUGCUGUUCUUCAUCCUCCUCCUCCUUCUUCUCCAUGGAUGUUAUUUUAUCUCCUUCAGAGGAGCAAAUGGAACUUGUGCCAUCUUCUUCAUCCCACGUUUCUGCCUCAGCACCGGUGGCAUCUGUGCCAUGAAAAUGUUUGUGUCUUUGUUCGGACCAGCGGGAAUAGGGCGCAUGUAGGGGUUUGGGGGGUGUAGACUUUUAAGAAAGGAAAAGGGCCUUGUCGGCUUUAAAAGGGAACACGCUGUGGUCAAGGUCACAGCAGGCCAGUCCAGUUGAAGAUGAAGACGAAAUUUAUUUGGAGGGGAAGGGGGUCUUGUUGGUUGUGGAUUUGCCCUCCUGUUUCUUUGAAUGCUGUCUCUACUUCUCGUUUGCCUUUUAUUGUGGAAUCCAGUAAUAUCAUUAAUAUUGAAAUUUAAAUAUAUCGAUUUUUAUCUCGUGUAUAGGUAUUUGUGUGCGAGUGUGUGUGCGUGCGCGCGUAUGAUCGGUGCUUGAUAAACACAUUAAAAAAAAAAGAAAAGAAAAAGCUCAUCGCCGAGGGAGCGGCGACAAGCUUUGCUUACAGGUGCGAAAACGUUGAGCUUUUUUUUUCCUUUUCGAGUGUGCUUUGCGUUGUGAUCUUUUUGUCUCAUCUGUGUCACUGCUAUGAACUUUAGUCCGUAAGAAUCCAUGUGCAAACUAACAUACAAAGUGGGCUGUCUCGGCGCUUGUAUGAUAAAGUGAUCAAUCUUGAAUAGCGCAAAUGCUCCCCCACUUUUUACUCUGGAGAAAAGCUUGAACGGCUGCCUAAUAGCUAGCUCUCCUCACGUCAUCUGUUUUAUACACGAUGUACUUUAAUAGGCUGUCUUUGAAUGGUUGACCUUUGGUGUUCUAAGUAUUAUAAUGACCUCUGGAUUUAAUGGCAUAUUGUAUAGAAGUGUGAAUAUUAAUAAUGAUAAUGAAUUCUGUCUUAAAUAAAUUCCUCUCACACCUGC